AUGCAAGUGUAUUUUUCUUAUACAAACUCUAACACUGGUGGCCAUAAUCCUGAGAGGUUAAGCUUAUUGAAAGGUGGAAUUGUCUACAGCAAUGCAAUAGUUACAGUUUCUCCAACAUAUCUCAAGGAAACACUCUGCUCUGGAUGGCUUUCAAGUACUUUGAUAAGACACCGUGAUAAGUACGUAGGUAUAGUAAAUGGAAUAGACACUGUGAUGUGGAACCCUUCUAUUGAUGUUUUCUUGCCUUCAAAGUUCCAUGCUCAAAACUCUGAGGGCAAAAAGUUAUGCAAAUACUAUGUCCAAAGAGGACUUGGUUUGGCCUCGAGAAACCAUGUGCCAGAUACUGCACUCAAGGUGCCCUUGGUUGUGUGCAUCACUCGCUUAGUUGCACAAAAGGGUCUUCAUUUGAUUAUUCAUGCAAUUAAGCAAGUUGAAGAACUUGGUGGACAGAUGGUUAUACUGGGAAAAGCUCCUGAUUCUCGGGUUGAAAGUGAAUUUGAAGGUCUUGUGAAUUUGCAUAACCAAGGUCCCAGCAUUCGGAUAUUGUUGAUGUAUAGUGAGGAGCUAUCCCACUUGCUGUAUGCUGCUGCAGACUUUAUACUAGUUCCUUCCAUGUAUGAGCCAUGUGGACUUGCCCAAAUGAUUGGAAUGCGUUAUGGGGCAGUCCCAGUAGUUAGAAAGACUGGCGGUCUUGCAGACACAGUCUUUGACAUGGAUGAUGAGCCAAACCAUGAGAUGGCCAAUGGGUUUGUUUUUGAAGGAAUUGAUGAAGGAUCCCUAAAUAGGGCUCUAGGUCGUGCAUUCGCUUGCUACAGAAACAAACCAGAUGAAUGGAAUGGCAUUGUUAAGAAGGUUAUGGCAGUUGACAAUAGCUGGAACAACACAGCUGGAAAGUAUAUUGAGAUUUAUGAAUCAGUGAGAGCAUGA
Molecule: messenger RNA, 927 nt
Organism: Prunus armeniaca (apricot)
Lineage: Eukaryota; Viridiplantae; Streptophyta; Magnoliopsida; Rosales; Rosaceae
Source: the annotation of a GenBank genome assembly